CAAUAUUUAACAAAGCCUUUAGUAAUGUACAUCUAUAUAUGUACAUGUAUCCACUUGCUUAACUGCAAUUACCUCUCUAAUAUUUUCUACAUGGCAUUUUUGAUUAACAUUCCUUUAGGUUUGACAUUCCCCGACGCACUUCUGUGUUAAUUAGCGUAUGAAUUCGCAUUUCGACUUGGCCAUAAGCUACACGGUCCCCCCCAAAAAGGCCACUUACUUUCCCCCAUUUUCGACUUGUUCUCCCGCCUGAAAGUAUUCCACCUGGCUGGCUAUGCGGAUGAAAGUGGGUUAGUCACAUAUUUGAGUUUGCACAGGGACAGACGCCAGCUGCACAAACUGACCCACAUCCUGGCUAUGUGGCUAUAUUACUAUACUACUAUAUAUGGCUAUAUAGUUAUAUGACAGCUUUAUCCACUUUAGUUUCCCCUUAAUUAGUACCUCGUCGGUCAUCGGAGAAGCCGCUGUUAUUUUGGGCGAGAGAUAAUGGAAUGGAAACUGCUGCUGAUAGUCCUGCCGUGGCUGCUUGUCAGCAAGGUUUUUUAUAAGGUCGAGGACUUUACGGAGCCUGAUGUCGUUUACCAAAGCAUCGACUAUCAUCCGGAGGACUACAUCGACUCCUUUACCGACUUCCAGAAGCAUGACUACUUUCAGUAUUGAAAGUAUGCUAGUGUUUCAUUUUUGUUUAUUUUUUUGUAUGUUAAACAGUCUUUAAUAAAGCGUUGUGUAUUUUAAAUAA
Messenger RNA from Drosophila yakuba, 736 nucleotides. It is a transcript of the gene ng4, whose product is annotated as protein new-glue 4. Lineage: Eukaryota; Metazoa; Arthropoda; Insecta; Diptera; Drosophilidae. The transcript has a single exon. Bases 484 to 657 code for a protein of 57 amino acids. The record is from RefSeq and is a predicted model, not a curated record.